Molecule: messenger RNA, 5250 nt
Organism: Rhea pennata
Lineage: Eukaryota; Metazoa; Chordata; Aves; Rheiformes; Rheidae
Product: adenylate cyclase type 10-like
Exons: 35
Coding region: 1-5250 (1749 amino acids)
Biological process (GO): cyclic nucleotide biosynthetic process; G protein-coupled receptor signaling pathway; intracellular signal transduction
Cellular component (GO): cytoplasm; membrane
Molecular function (GO): olfactory receptor activity; adenylate cyclase activity; protein binding
Source: RefSeq, a predicted model, not a curated record
AUGAAGCAGCGCGUGCGGAGGAGCCUGGUGCCACUCUUCCUGCACAUGAGCGAGCAGAACCAGAGAGCGGCCCAGGCCGCUCAGAAAGCCCUUGUCAGCGCUGCACAGCUCCUCAAGUGGGAGGAGCUCAAGCAACUGGCCAGGACAGGGGAGACAUGGAAGAUUGGGGAGUACCUGCCCCUGGAAGCUGAUGCUGAACCCUCCGUCCGUUGCCUGGUGACACAGACCGUGCUGGACCUGAGAACUCCCCGGGAGCGGUCGCCACCAAGGGCGCUGACGAUGUCUUGUGCCUGGGAGAGAAGGUCCAAGCACUGCUCAGAACUCGGGGAAGUAGCUGCUUACGUCCCUGACCUCAUUUUAUCUGAGGACUUGAGGCACGAAGCCCGUUGCGUUCAGAAUUUUCAUGGAGUACUGCUCUUUGCGGACGUCUCAGGUUUCACUGCUCUGACAGAGAAGUUUAGCCAGAGCGUCAGCCUCGAGCGGGGUGCGGACGAGCUAACGCAAACGCUCAAUGACUACAUGGGCGACAUUGUGGAGGAGCUGCUGGGCUUUGGAGGAGACAUCUUGAAGUUUGCAGGGGAUGCUGUACUGGUGCUGUGGAGAGUGAGGGAAACACAGCUGAGAGACACCAUCAGCCUGGUGCUGCAGUGCUGCCAGCAAAUCCAGGAGAAGUACAGCGUCCGUGACACAGACGUGGGUCUGAAGCUCCGACUGAAGAUAGGGAUCUCUGCAGGGCACAUGUCGCUGCUGACUGUGGGAGACCGCAAGGAGCAGCACUUCCUGAUCCUUGGCAAGGCCGUGGGUGAAGUCUGGCAGGCGCAAAACCUUGCAAGUGCAAGUGAUGUUAUCCUGUCAGCCAGCUGCUGGGAGCUCUGUAACCAGAGCCAGGUGAAGAGCAAGAGAGUGAAAGGCCAAGGAGCUGUGAAGGUUACAGGCAUGCAGCGGAUGUCUGUGUCGGAGCGCGAAGACCUUUUCUCCAAGUUCACACGAGCCCAGCUGAACUGCCGUUCUCCGGAAAUGCCAGGCGUCCUGAGGCCUGCGGUUACCUUGGCCCCUCAUCGUGCUCAGGGGAAGGUGCUGAGGAAGUACAUCCCAGCCAGUGUCCUGCGCAAGAUUGACGACAGACAGCCCCUGGCGUGCCUAUCCGAGCUGCGGCCGGUCACCUGCCUCUUUGUGAAGCUGCAGUUUGCUGCCAAGGUCAACCUAACGCAAAUCUGCAAGGCUAUCCAGGACAGCAGCAUGCUGAUUUUGGAGAUCCUCCGUCCUCACAAGGGCGAAAUCAACAAAAUCUCCAUGUUUGAUAAGGGCUGCACGCUGCUGUGUGUGUUUGGCCUCCCUGGAGGAAAGCUGCCCUGCGAGAGCGUUUGCGCCCUGGAAAACGCGAUUAAAAUCUCCACCGCCUGCUCCGGGAGGCUGGGGAAAAUCGAGGCAGUGUCCGUGGGGGUCACCAGCGGGACGGCGUUCUGCGGAGUCGUCGGCCACCGCGUCAGGCACGAGUACACAGUCAUGGGCCAGAAGGUGAACCUGGCUGCCCGGCUGAUGGAGCACUACCCGGGGCUGGUGUCCUGCGAUGCGGCGACCUACGCAGCGUCCCGGCUGCCCCGGUCUUACUUCAAGGAGCUGCCGAAGGCCCAGAUGAAGGGGGUUGGCGAUCCUGGCACUGUCUAUCAGUACCUGGGGAUGUCGCAGAAGCUCGUAUUUGGCCUGGAUCUUAUGGAGGAGAGGUCAGAGUACGGCCCCUUGCUCGGUCGUGAAAAAGAGAUUGCCCUCUUUGAAAGUGCCUUGAAAGCCUAUGGGACUUGUCGCGAAAGCAGCAUCCUAGCGUUUGAGGGUGUGCUUGCCUCUGGAAAGAGCCAUUUACUCACUGAGCUGGCAUCCUUGGGCCGGGCUGCUGGCCACAGGGUAGUGGCCGUGGAACUGACAGAGCUAGACCUGAAGCAGGUCUACUCUGCCCUCCGUAUGGUGCUGGCCAUGGCCCUGGGCCUGCAGGCAUGUCAAUCGUGCAGUGCCAGACAGCUUGUGCUGCAGGCAAAGCUCCAAGGGCUGAUGGCAGAGAGCAGCUACUGCCUCCUCAACGACGUCUUCCUCGUUAAGUUUCCCCUCUCGACGGCAGUUUCCCAGAUGAGUGGCACUCAAAGGCAAAUGGAGCUGGAGUUGGUUUUGAAGAAAGUGCUCCAGAAGACUGUUGAAGAAGAUGGCGUUGUAUUUGUCAUCGACAACGCCCACUGCAUCGACUCUCCCUCCUGGAGUCUUAUGUGGAGCGUGCUCAGGGAUGUCUCGAUCUUCAUGGUGAUGAGCUUCACUGCCAGUCACUGCAGAAGACAGAGGCUUUGCCAAGCUGCCGUAGACAUCCUGAAGUUGCAGAAAACCAGUUGUGUUCGUCUGGGAGAGCUGAAGCCUUCUGCUGUAGUGCAGAAAGCCUGCCAGGCGCUUGGAGUUGUCAGCCUGCCCCAAGAUCUAGAGACGUUGCUGACGCAAAGAAGCUACGGCAUCCCCUAUUACUGUGAGGAACUGCUGCGCUACCUUCUUGGCCACGACAUGCUCUUGUUCCACCCACUGGGGAAGGAUGAGAAACGAGAGGACAAGUGGGAGAGCCUCUUCACUUCUGUGAUGGAGGCUUCAACCACCGCAGCAGCACGGAGCUCCAGCGCGGGGAAGGACCGCAGGGUGUGCGCCAUGAGGCCGGAUGUGACCCUGCAGAACACUGUACUUCCCCCUACAUUGAAAGGGAUUGCGCUGGCUGAGCUGGACAGCAUGAAGCCCUCGGAGCAGAUGGUUCUGAAGUGUGCAGCCAUCCUAGGGCCGCUGUUUAGCACGGAGCUGCUGUUCCACAUCCUUCCCGGGUGGAGCAGGGCCAAGCUGAACAAGGCGCUGAAUGCCCUGGUGAGAUGCAACAUCCUCAAGUGGCUGAAUGCUGCCAAGGGGGCAGAAGAGAGCAGUGUUCCCACCGAGGGGUCAGGCACCUCUCUGGAGGAGGAGAGUGAUGCCCAGAAGUCAUCCGUGGAGGAGAGCAAGGAGAGGGCGAGGCUGGAGUCUGGCAUGCUGGCCUUUUGCGCCCCGCUGCUGCAGGAGGCUGCCUACGAGCUAUGGCCGAAGGGACAGAGGGUGGCCCUGCACCACAAGUGUGCGGCCUUCCUGGAGAGGCACGCGCACAAGUGCCAGUGCUGCGGGGGAGGCGACUUUGUUGCCUUCCACCGCUUGGCCCUCGGCAGCACGCAGGAGGCCGAGAGCGGAGAAGAGCAUGGCAGCGACUGCUCCUGGCGCAACUGGGAGGCCUCCCUGGCGACCAGCGAGGAGAUGAAGUUGGACGAGCUCCCCGCCUCUACGGAUGCUUCAAGUGGUGUACUGAAAGAGAAGAGCUGCUUGGAGGAGAUUUUUCAAGCGGCAAAGCAGUUUCUGGCUAAGACCGAAUGGAUGCCCAAGGUGCCCAGCAAGACCCAGUGGACGCAGGGUGUGGAGUGUUCCUGCAGCUGCAAGGCCAUUGUGGACUUGGUGCUUGUGCCCUUGGCUCAGCACUACAUGGCAGUGGGCAAUGACGCCAGGGCCUUUUAUUAUCUGCUGGAGGGUGCGGCUGCCUACUUGCACGUCUCCGACAACUACCUGGCCUUCCGGAACCUGAAGAAGGCAGAAGUGCUGAGGACCUUGGUGGCUAAGAAGGGAAACGCGCUUGCUUGCUUUGAAGAAGCCACUUUGCUGAGCCUCAAAGGAGAGGUCUGCUACCAUAUGGGACAAACGGAGCUGGCGAAGACAAUGAUCAGGAAGGCAUUGAGCCUUCUGAAGAGGAAAUUCCCCACGACCUCCACUGGUGCCGCCUUGCAGCUUGUGCUGGAAAAGUCAGAGCAUGCCUCCCACAAGAAGAACAGAGACUCCUCCGUUCCUCAGGAGGCAGGGAGGCAGAGGCUCCCCUGGCUGUUCCGGCAAAGCCACUGCCUGUCCUUACUGCGGCAGCUCUUCAGCCUGGAGAGCGCCGCCGGCAGUCGGAGGCUCUCCCGCCUGGCAGCACUCAUGAAGGUGAACACGGCCGAGGAGUCCGAGGAUGCGAGUCACGUCCUCUUGUCCUACCUGGAAUAUGCGCUGUGCUGCCAGAACCUGGGCUGCCGGGAAGAGUGGCUGCAAUACGGGCGGGCGGCCAUGCAGCUUAGCGCUGAGGUGCAGCUCUUUGGAGGAGGGGUAUUAAACACGGCCAGCUUUGCCCAGGCCCUGUCCCAUCUGACCCUCAGCCUGGGAAAUCUGCCUCUGUCCGUCGACGUAGGCUAUCGUGCUGAGAGGCUCUGCAUGGAGCUGCAGAAGCCUGACCUGGGCUGCGUGGUUCUCAGGACCCUCUUCACGGCACUCUUUCUGCAGAUGAGGUACCCGGAAUGUGAGGCAGUGCUGCGCAGGCUAGAGGAGCAGGUGUCUGGAGCAGAUGAGAUCGUUGGGCAGGCAUGCUUCUUCUGCUUCUGCUUAGACCUCUUGCUUGAUGCUGGGUGGCAGUAUAAGUCCUUUGAAGAGUGCAGGAGGUUCGUGGAGCAGAACGAAGCCAACUGCCUUCUCCAGGCGCAGAGCAGCAUCCUGCUUGGACUGUAUUCGUCCCUGGCUCUUUGGUUUGCAAGGCUCGGGCAGUGGGACAACUUCCAGAAGCCCUUUGAAAAGGCCAAGAGGCUGCUGAAGAGCACUGGCGCCUGCCUUGUGGCCAGCCAAGCGUGCAGCCGGCUCCUGGAGUGCCAUAGCCUCGUGCUGAAAAAGGACAUGGAGCACAGCUCGUGGAGGGCCCGUGAGAGCUGCUGCAGGGCUCUAAGGCUUGCCGAAGAGGUUUUCUCUCGGUGCUCCACAAGCCCCGUCUUCUACCCCAGAGUCUACCACCUGAAAGCCUACAUUUUCCUGAUGCUGGGGAAUGAAGAGCAGAGCCUGCUGUGCCUCAACCAGGGCCUCCAAGCCUGUGAAGACUAUGGCAACCUGCUGGAGAAGACUUGGCUGGAGAUGAGCACUAUCUUCAGUGCUGUGCUGAGGAUGCCCUCUGAGCAGGGCCGGCACAAAGCUUUUUCCGUGUGCCUCCCGCACCUGGCUGUGGUAGCUCUGUAUAUCAGCACUGGCUCAUUUGCCUACCUGAAGGCCUCCUCCAUUUCCUUUCCAGCUCUGGAUCUAGUGUUGGCUGGUCUGUACGCGGUGGUGCCACCAGCCAUGAACCCCCUCAUCUACAGCAUGAGGAACAAGGAGCUCCAGGAAUCACUGAAAAGACUGAUUCAGCUGGAACUAGCUCAGCAACAAUGA